Molecule: messenger RNA, 3405 nt
Organism: Meriones unguiculatus (Mongolian gerbil)
Lineage: Eukaryota; Metazoa; Chordata; Mammalia; Rodentia; Muridae
Gene: F9
Product: coagulation factor IX
Exons: 9
Coding region: 238-1653 (471 amino acids)
Biological process (GO): zymogen activation; blood coagulation
Cellular component (GO): extracellular region
Molecular function (GO): calcium ion binding; serine-type endopeptidase activity
Source: RefSeq, a predicted model, not a curated record
AGUGGGGGUUUGAAGUGUGCACGGGAGGGAAGAAAGCACGGUCUUCCACCAGGAUCUGCUUAGUCCUUUGGGAAUGGGAGCAGAGAGUGAGGAGAGGCCACAACAGAAACAACUAGAAAUAGCUGAAAGACCCAGUGAGGGAGAUGGAUAAUAAUUUCCCAGAAGUAAAUCUGAUUCAGCUUGUACUUUGGAACAAUUGAUCAGCCCUGACACUUGCACAACCUACUAGCAAAGGUCAUGCAGCACCUGAGCACCAUCAUGGCAGAGUCACCGAGUCUCAUCACCAUCUUCCUUUGGGGAUAUCUACUCAGUGCCGAAUGUGCAGUUUUCCUUGAUCGUGAAAAUGCCUCCAAAAUUCUUAUCCGUCCAAAGAGAUAUAAUUCAGGAAAACUGGAAGAGUUUGUCCAAGGAAACCUUGAGAGAGAGUGUAUGGAAGAAAGAUGUAGUUUUGAAGAAGCAAGAGAAGUUUUUGAAAACACUGAAAAAACUACUGAAUUUUGGAAGCAGUAUGUUGAUGGAGAUCAGUGUGAAUCAGAUCCUUGUUUAAAUGGUGGGAAAUGCAAGGAUGAUAUUAAUUCCUAUGAAUGUUGGUGCCCAGUUGGAUUUGAAGGAAGAAACUGUGAAUUAGAUGUAACAUGUAAAAUUAAAAAUGGCAGGUGCAAGCAGUUUUGUGAAAAUGGUGCUGAUAACAAGGUAAUUUGUUCCUGCACUGAAGGAUACCAACUUGCAGAAGACCAGAAGUCCUGUGAACCAACAGUUCCAUUUCCAUGUGGAAGAGUUUCUGUUUCAUACAGUUCUAAGAAGCUCACCCGCGCUGAGACUAUUUUUCCUGAUAUAGAGCAUGAAAAUUCUACUGAAGCUGAAUUCAUUCUGGAUAACAUCACUGACAGUGCCAUUCGGGAUAAUGUCACUGAAAGUCCUGAAUCAUUUGAUGACCUCACUCGAAUUGUUGGUGGAGAAAACACAAAACCAGGUCAAAUCCCUUGGCAGGUCAUUUUAAAUGGUAAAAUUGAGGCAUUCUGUGGAGGUGCCAUCAUUAAUGAAAAAUGGGUUGUAACUGCUGCCCACUGUCUUAAACCUGGUGAUAAAAUUGAGGUGGUUGCUGGUGAAUAUAACAUUGAAGAAGAGGAAGACACAGAGCAAAGGCGAAAUGUGAUUCAAAUUAUCCCUCAUCACCACUACAAUGCAACUAUUAAUAAGUACAGCCAUGACAUUGCCUUGCUGGAACUGGAUAAACCUUUAAUACUGAACCGCUAUGUAACACCUAUCUGUGUUGCCAAUAGAGAAUAUACAAAUAUCUUCCUCAAGUUUGGUUCUGGCUACGUGAGUGGCUGGGGAAAAGUCUUCAACAGAGGGAGACAGGCUACCAUUCUUCAGUACCUUAGAGUUCCACUGGUUGACAGAGCCACAUGCCUUAGGUCCACAACAGUCACCAUCUAUAACAACAUGUUCUGUGCUGGUUACCGUGAGGGAGGCAAAGAUUCAUGUGAAGGAGAUAGUGGGGGCCCCCAUGUUACUGAAGUGGAAGGGACAAGUUUCUUAACUGGCAUUAUCAGCUGGGGUGAAGAGUGUGCAAUAAAAGGCAAAUAUGGAAUAUAUACUAAGGUUUCCAAGUAUGUCAACUGGAUUAAGGAAAAAACAAAGCUAACUUAAUGAAAAACCUAUUUCCGAAGGCAGUUCCCUGGGAUUGAAAAUGGACCAGGCCCUUUACUAACUAAUCUUUUUUUCAACUUCUUGUUAGGUGUGAAUACAUAAGUUCUAAAAUACUGAUUUUUCUCUGUGCGGGGUAGGAGCCAUCUAGGAUCUAUAUUAGAGUAAAUCAACUAGGUUAGCAAAUAUAAUAACUAAACAAAUUGUUUAAGAAGAGAUUUACCACUUCCGUAAGUUCAGCCCUUGUCAAAAUUAGAAAAUGAAGCUUUUCAUGUUGCCCAUCAGGCACCGUAGUCCUCAACUGUAGACACCAAUUUCUCCCUCCUUAGCAGAAAUCCUUGUUUCAGUUUUUCCUCCCCUCUCUCAAAUUUCUUUGUUUUCUACCCAGAAUCUUUAGACCAUUUAAGGCCUGAAGCACACAGAAGCAGCUGAUAUAUUAAAACUCAUCAAAAGCAUUACUUCCUCUCCUGUUUUUUUUUCUGAACCCUGCAUCUUUUUUCAAUUCUAAAACCCCAAAUCACUGUUUCUCUCCCUUAUUCCCAUCCUCUAUUUCUCUAUUACUAUUGAAGGAAAGAGAGAUCUAUCUGCUAUUUUGAGGCUGUACAUACAUUGCAAACCCAGACUGGCUUUCAGUUUGGUCUCAAACUUACUUUGAAUAACAUGGAAAUGAAGUUAGGUGCUUAUGAUCAUAAGGGUAUGGUCCAUUUAAUGCACCAUCCUGGAUAGUUUCCUAAGAAUGUGUAAUCAGUGAUCAUGGAGGCCUGACUAGGGAUGGCUCCAAGAAGACAAACUCACAUGUCAUUGCAAGUAUAAGAAAAAUUACAUUGAUCAAAAUGCAUUAUCUCUCCCUGAAAAAAAAAUGCUAAUAGAAAGUAAAUGAUGAGCCAGGCACAGUGGUGCAUACCUUUAAUCCCAGCACUUGGGAGUCAGAGGCAGGCAGAUCUCUGAGUUUGAGAACAACCUGGUCUACAUACUGAGUCCAGGACAGCCAGGGCUACACAAAGAAACCCUGAUUCAAAGAAAAGAGAGAGUAAAUGAUGAAUUUAGUCACAUAAUUAUACUGUGCACAGUAGCAUAUUUGUAAAUAUCUAAAUAAGAAGGUAUCUUAAAAACACCUCAAAACCUUAUUUGUAACAACUGCUUAUUUUUAUGGUAUAAAUACCCUUACCUUGAUAGAUUUCAAGCUAUUAACAUGAAAUUACUGAACAAGGAGUUGAAAAAAAAUUGCAAAAUUACUCUUAAAACUGUUUCAGUCAGUUUUUAACCUAGAACUAGCUGUGUAUUUCUUGAGCAUUCUCCAGUGCCAAUCAGCAGGUUGCAAACAAGACAACCAAUGUGAGUGUCAGGCUUGAGGACAGGAGUCAUUGCAAAAGGCCAACAAAAUGGCCCAUUUCUGGUUUGCUGCUCACCCAUCAAUUCUAUUAUUAUAAUUAAUCCUGUUAUAUUGAGUUUUCUAGAGGGGCGCUGACCAUGUGACAUGUUUUUUUUUUUUUUCAGUUGUGAAUUAAUGAUCUGGCAUUUUAAUACUUAUCUGAAUGUUUGUACGAACCUGUUUGGUAUUGAGUCAGUCACCCCACACUCAGUGAUGCCUAAAUGGAACAACUGACAAAAGCAUGAUUUGAACCCUUCAGCACUGCCACCUGCCCCCACAACACAAAACUGGAAUUCAUUACUGCUGAUCUUACUGAAGUUCCACUACUUCCUGCCUCUUUUGUCUUGAAAUAAGUAUCAAUAAACAUAUGUCCAGAUCUCCAA